UGCAAUGAGUCGCCUUAAAACCACAGUGUCCUCCUUCCUUUACACCAGCAACCUUUUUUUUAAAUAUUUUUUUGAUCUUAAUAAACGCAACACCCCACCACCUCUUUGUUAGAAGCCCUUUACUGCAGACGAGCAGCGGUUGUGAUAACCAUCUUCAUCAUCGAAUCAAGAGAAACCUCCAGAAGUCACCAUGAGGACCAGUCACAUCCUUCUGCUCUGCAUCCUGGGACACGCACUGCUCGCCUCAGUGUUCUGCCACAAUGGAAUCGGUCCUGACGACUGUUGCUUCGAACUCUACCCAAGAAAUGUGCACAAAAAGUAUAUCCGCUCGUAUUACUUGACCGACUACAGAUGCUCAAAGACUGCAGUCAUUCUGAUCACGCAAAAGUCUCGUAACAUCUGUGUGGAUCCGAAGCUUCCCUGGGUCAUGAAGGUCAUGAAAAGUUUGGACGAAAAGACCUUUUAAACCCCCCGCCCGCUCAUCAGACUUUAAAGUUUCUGCGCCUUCUGUUGCUUUAAAAUGCAUGUUACAAAGUGAUCAUGAUUUGGAUGUUAAUUUGUAGAUCUGUAAGGAUUUAAAAGCAUUUUACCCCCAAAUGCAUGAAUUAUGAUCCUGCAUUGGUAUAUUAUAUAACCAACUUGUGUUUUUGCUUUUUCUUUUGGUUGCUUUGUAUCACCCAUAACGUUUCAUAGAAUAAAAAACAAUGUAAUGAA
Messenger RNA from Eleginops maclovinus (Patagonian blennie), 714 nucleotides. Its product is annotated as C-C motif chemokine 4-like. Gene Ontology annotation, biological process: immune response. The coding region runs from base 191 to 466 and encodes 91 amino acids. Gene Ontology annotation, molecular function: chemokine activity. The transcript is spliced from 3 exons. The record is from RefSeq and is a predicted model, not a curated record. Gene Ontology annotation, cellular component: extracellular region. Lineage: Eukaryota; Metazoa; Chordata; Actinopteri; Perciformes; Eleginopidae.